AUACUUACAUUCAGAACUUCCUUUAUCCUUUUCGAGUUUCUUAAAAGAUACAAUAUUUUAUUAUUUGUUUCUUCUUCGGUUCUUAUGUAGUAGUAAAAUUUCACACGUAAUCAAUUCAACAGCAUUGUUACUUACCUCUCUUUCUCGCCUCUGUAUCAAUUUUUCAGAAGGCUGUUACUACAAUUACAAUCACUACAAUGAAGGCGAUAGAAUAUUAACGAACGAGCCCUGCCUGAAUUGUACCUGCCACAAUAAGAUGCUGAUGUGUUAUCUGCGUGUUUGCCCAUUUACGAAACCAAUUGGACACGAUUGCAUCGUUGAAAAGCGUGAGGAUCAAUGCUGUCCAAUUAUCACAUGCCCCGAGGUUCCUGUCGAUGUUGCGCAUCAUGUAUCUGAGCCCGGCACAGAGCUAAGCAUACCCGAGAAAUAUGGCUGCAGCAUCGAUAGCAAAUUCUACCCCGAAGGCGCACAAGUACCAUCAAAUCCUAAUAAACCAUGCGAGCUGUGUUAUUGCAUUAAGAAUCGCACGUCAUGUCUAAUGCAGGAAUGUACAUUGCACAUUGAUGGUUGCACACCGAUCUACAAUAAGGGAUCUUGCUGUCCAGUGCGUUACAAUUGCGAUCACGAGAAUGACGUUUUGGAGCUGGAGGAUCACUCGUCCACCACAUCGACCACAACCACAGAGCGCCCAACGCCUGGCUUCAUUCUCACUACCACCAUGACCCCAUCGGUCUCCGCAGACUGUGUGCACAAUGGCGAUGUUUAUGCCGAUGGCGCCUCCAUUACUGGCAAGAGUGCCUGCGAACACUGCUACUGCAUGCGUGGAGAUAUUGUUUGUGCCGUUCAAGAAUGCGACAUGCCAAUGCUAUCUAGCAAUGGUAAGAGCUGUCAUGCACUGCCGCCAGCAGAGGGUGAAUGCUGUCCAAGCAAUUAUGUCUGUGAGGACGAUUCAGCCACUACAGAAAUCAUUGAGGUGACAACUCCGCCGUAUGCGAAGGAAGAAGAAGCGGUUACUGCAUCCGCGGACAAGGAUCUGCACGGUGCCAUACCAGAGGAAGAUAUUCAACUACAAACACACAUUGACGAAGAUGAAGAGAAACCGGCCGAUCAAGUUACUACUGCACCUCCGGAUCUGGCAAUUGAUGUCACUGGAGCAGCAGUGACUGCCGCUGAAACACAAGAAGCUGAAAGCGAAAGUUCGACCGAGAGCGCUACAACAGUUAAAUCUGAAGUUUCAUCUGAAACAACCGAGAAGCAGAAGGAAAAAGAAGAGCCAACAAGUACCGACGCAGUUGAGCCUAUUUCAGAAGCCACAGCAGAACCUGAGGGUACUAAACGUAUUAGCACGGAUAUUGACGAUCAUGCGGAGACUACAGCUAAACCUGCUGCCACAGAAGAAGUGCCCACUUCCAAGCCCAGCAGCGAAGAAGCCGAAGCUACCACAGUACCGGCUAUUAAGGAAGUGGAAGAGAAACCCGCAGUCGAAUUCGACGAAAGGAUUGAUACUGAAGCUUCUAGACCCAGCAGCGAAGAACCGGAGGCUACAACAGUGUCUGCUAUUAGAGGAGAUGAACAGAAACCUGCGUUUGAAUUCGAGGACAGAAUUGAUGCUGAAACUUCCAGACCUACCAUCGAAGAGGCGGAAACCACCACAGUGCCGGCUAUUAGAGGAGAGGGCCAGAAACCUGCAGUUGAAUUCGAUGAAAGAAUUGAUGCUGAAACUUCCAGACCCAGUAGCGAAGAACCGGAGGCUACCACGGUGCCGGCUAUUACAGCAGAAGGGCAGACACCUGCAGUUGAGUUCGGCGAAAGAAUUGAUGCUGAUACUUCCAAACCCAGCAGUGAGGAAACGGAGGCUACUACAGUGCCUGCUAUUAGAGGAGAGGAACAAAAACCAGGAGCCGAAUUCGACGAAGGAAUUGAUGCCGGAACUUCUAAGCCCAGCGGCGAAGAAGCAGAAGCAACUCCACUUCCAGAAGUGUCUGUGGUUCCAACCACUGUACCUUCACCAACAAAAUCAGAUAAGGAAACUAGUCACGAAACCAGUGCUGAGGUUCCUGAGGGAGAGAGAUCUACAGAGUCCUCUGAAGGGGCCGCAACGGAUCACGAAAAACCUACCACAACUGUGCGACCAACCGUCGAAAAGGAAAGCUCAGAAGAAUCGACAGAGUCAGAGGAAAUUGAUGUUACUACAAAGAAACCAACUGCAAUUGUGUCCGAGGAAGCUUCAGAGCAACAAGCAAGCACUGAAAUCAGCUCAGAGCAAGGUAGCGGCGAAGAAUCAACCGAAUCGGCAGAAGCUGAAUUAUCAACGGAAAAAUCAACGGAAGCCUCCAGCACCGAAGAGGAAGUGCCAGAUAUGCAACUGCCUUCUGUUAUUCCCGGGGAAGGAGACUGUUUGGUCGGCCAUAGAACAUACGGAAAUAAUACUAGCAUUCCGACAGCAGAUGAAUGUGAUAUCUCUUGCAAGUGUAUUAGCAGCAUCGUGGUCUGUAAUAAAAUUGAGUGCGAUGUGCCGAUAGACAUUAGCAAGUGCAUUAUCGAUCAAGCGAGCACCGACAAAUGCUGUCCCUCAUUUAUCUGUGAACCACAUGGCAUUGAAACCACAGCGGCACCUAUUGCACCGGAAGACGACCAACCAACAAUUGCUCCCUUCUCAGAUAUUGACAUACCUGCUGUUCCUACUGAGCAGCCAAUGUCACAUGUCAAGGAAGAAGACGUGACAGAAAUCGGGGAGAGUACGGCAACACCAAAGAUUGAUCAAUCCGCCUUGAUUACUGAAGAUAAUGAACAAAUUGAGAAGGCCACUGCUGCGCCAAGUGCGCAAGCAGUGCCAGAAAAGGCCAGCGACAAAGUGCCAGUUUCACCCGCAGCACCAGUUGACGAAACUGAAACGGAGAAAGCUACAGUUGCUCCAGCAAAGGGAGCUGAACAAGCUGGAACCACUACAGCUGCACCAUCCAUCGAGGAAGCUGAAAAGAUCACAACUACACCUGUUUUUGAAGGUGAAAUAUCUGAGGACAAAUCUACUGCUACCCCGGAAAUUGCAGAAACUGAAAAGGCCACAAUUGCGCCGGGCAUUAAGCAGGAAGAAAAGGCGCCAGAAGAGGAGUCUACAGUUUCAGAAGAAAUUGAAAAAGCAACUGCUGCUCCUGAUCUUGGUGAUGUUGAAGCAGGUACUUCAGCUGCAGAAGAAGUGGAGAAGUCUACCUCUGCUCCUGCUUAUGAUGAUAGCCAAAAGACUGACGAGCACGCAGGAGCAUCCACCACUCUUACUCCGGAUCUGGAAGAUGUUGAAAAAGUCACUUCUGCUACCACUGCUGGCGAACCAGAGCUUGAUGAAGGAAAAGAAAAGGUCACAGCUGCACCAGAAACUACUGAGGGUGAGAAGGGUGCCGCGGCCGAAGAAAUUGAAACAGAGAAAGCUACUGCUGGCCCAAGCAUCGAAGAAAUUGAAAAGACUACACCUGCUCCUAGCUCAGACGUUGAGAAAGGUACAGCUGCUCCGGACACUGAAGAAAGCGGGAACGUCACCGCAGUACCUGAUGCCGAACAACCUGUACAUUCUACUACCGCUACUGUUGCUGAGGCUGUCGAGAAGUCUACUACCGAAAGUGCCGUGGAAGCCGAAAAGUCAACUUCUGUUCCUCUUAGCGCAGAAAGCGAGAGCACUACCGUUGUACCUGUUGUGAAGGAAGACAAAGAUGAAGAAGUAGGCGAGAAGUCCACUACUGCUCCAGGCAUUGAUGAAAUUGAAGAAGCUACUGCAGAGCCAGAAAUCCAUGAAGGAGAGAAAGUCACUCUUGCUCCAGCUGUCGGAGAAACUGAGCAGCCAACAGCCGCCCCUGGUAUCGAAGACGCUGAGAAGUCUACUGCUGCUCCUAGCGGUGAAGAAGUUGAAAAGCCCACCGCAGCCCCAGUCCUCGAAGAAAUUGGAAAGGUUACUGCUACUCCUGACGCCGAUGUUGCCAAAGAAGGCGAGAUAGCCACGGCCGCACCAGGUGUCGAAGAGGAAGAGAAACCAGCUAAGCCUGAUGAAGAACAAGUAGCUGAAGUCACUACUUCUCCAAUUGACUCGGAAAUUGAGAAAAGUACUCCUGCUAUCAGUGAUGAAGGAAUUGAAAAGGUUACUGCCGCCCCUACUGCCGAGGAACACAAAGAGGCUACUGCUCGUCCCGACAUCAAGGACAUUGAGAAGACAACUCUUGCUCCAGUUGCUGAAGGCAGCGAAAGGACUACACUUUCUCCGAUUGUUGUGGGUGCCCCUGGUGCUACAGAGAGUGCCCUUGAAGUUGAACAAAGUACUGAUGAAGAGGGCAUCGCAUCAUUCACUGGAAUUCCACGACUUGAUUUGGAAGAUGCUGUGCAUGAAGGAACAGCUGCUCCUGGGACAGAAGGAGACAUCGAAAAGGCCUCACCUGCACCUGAAAGGGUCGCUGGAGAGGAGGAAUUCACUCUCAAACCCGAUCUUGAAAGUGAAAAGGAAACGGAGGAGUCUACCACGGCUCCUAUUUCUGGGGAUAGUGAAAAGUCUACUGCUGCUCCUGCCAUUGACGCACUUGCGGGAGUCACCGCAGCUACUGAAAGCGAAGAGGGCGAAGGUAGCGGAGAGGCUGCAACUGUUGCAACUGGCGAAGAAGAUGGCACCGCUAAAAAAGAAGAAAAGGUUACAGUUGCACCAGAAGUGGAAGGUGAAGAGCCUGAGAGAGGUACUACUGCAACAAGUGCAGCCACAGUUGAAGACAUUGCAAAUAUUACGGCUGCGCCAGGAACCGAAGCCGAUAUCGAAGAGUCUACAUCUGUUUCGGAAGCUAUUGAAAAGACCACUCUUAGAUCUGAUAUUGAAGACGUUAAAGAGGCUACUGCUGCCCCUGAUGUUGAAAAUAUUGAAA
Molecule: messenger RNA, 4892 nt
Organism: Rhagoletis pomonella (apple maggot)
Lineage: Eukaryota; Metazoa; Arthropoda; Insecta; Diptera; Tephritidae
Product: platelet binding protein GspB-like
Molecular function (GO): protein binding
Source: RefSeq, a predicted model, not a curated record